Molecule: messenger RNA, 414 nt
Organism: Acaulospora colombiana
Lineage: Eukaryota; Fungi; Glomeromycota; Glomeromycetes; Diversisporales; Acaulosporaceae
Source: the annotation of a GenBank genome assembly
GGAAAAAGGAGAACGAAGAGAUCGUCGAGUGAGAUAGGUAAGGAGGUUGCAAAGAGUGCCAGCCAGCGAGUGGUCAAAUGUGGCGAAGAUUGUGGGGGAGCAAGGGGGAAGCGAAGAUUGUACAAAAUUGGGAAUGAAACGAGUAUCAAAGUAAUUGUUGUUCUUGAUUUGAUCUUCAAGGACGGAUUUCGCUCCCAGUUUAGAAGGCAAAGGUGGCUGCCGAGACGCCCCGCGCUUGUCGGUCCUUCCGUGAGCGCUAUAAAAAACAAGAGAAAACAAGGGAGGAUGAAGCGAGGUGUGAUCACCAGACAUGGAUGUGGCAAUGAUGGGGUGACAGAGGCAAAUUGGAAAGCAGAACCAGAGAAGAGCACGGGGGUAGUGAUGGAAAAUUUGAAAAUAAAGAAAGAGGGAUAA